ACUUCACUUCCGUCUCAGGCAAGUAUUAUGUUCUCCAUUCGGUAUACAUGAGAACCAAUUGUCAUGCGGGUCACAUUCCCGAAGCCGAAAAGUCAGUCUGCACAUGUCGUCAUUCCAGCAUCAUAUACAACAACACCAUGGAGCCACUGCCGCAGAUUUCUAAAGCCCUUCUAUAUUCACCACUCUACAACCAUAUGACAUACCUAGGUAGCACGGUCAAACCCAUACUGACCCGACCCUCCGAUCGUCACUUAAAUCGUCCAUGAUAAUGGCGACAACAAAACCCAGCAUCACAAUUGAUCCCACCAAAAAGCAAGCUCCAACACGAGACUAUCCAUCAUCCAAAGCCGUAAAGGAGCACCUGCCCGCCGCAAAGUCCACAAAGUCUCAUCCGACAAACCAGUCUUCCCAAACCAAUGCCAGUCUCUUCUUCGUAGGCACCGCUACUACGAUCCUCGAAUGGCAAGGCAUUCGUCUCAUGACAGAUCCCAACUUCCUCCACCAAGGCGACCACGUCCAUCUGGGCCCCGGUGUCCGCGGCACCCGCAAGACCAAUCCAGCCGUCGACCUCCACGACCUCCCGCACAUCGACCUCGUCCUCCUCUCACAUUACCACGCCGACCACUUCGAUCAAGAAGUCGAAGCUUCCCUGCGCCGCGACCUACCCAUCAUCACCACGCCUCAUGCUCAUCACCACCUUACCACCAAAAAGGACGGCGAAUCCUUCACGUCUGUGCACCCUCUCGACGCUUGGGAUGACAUGUUCGUCAACUUCUCCGGGUCCAGUGACGCUCUGUCGCGCCCACGCAUCCGCAUCACCGGCAUGCCGGGCAAACACGUUGGCGAUGGCCUACUCUCGAAAGCCAACGACAUUCUCGGCGCCGUCCCGCCCACGAACGGCUGGAUGCUCGAACUCGGCUACUCGCCAUCCUGUGAGGCCCAGUCCUUCGAGUGCGGGUACAGGAUCUACAUUUCCGGUGACACCCUGUACGUUAGUGAUCUCGAGAAGAUACCGGAAAUGUACACGCACGCGGGCAAGCCGAUCGACCUCAUGUUGAUCCACCUCGGUGGCACGACGAUCCCAGGUCCGCAUAUGCCGCUGAUGAUGGUCACCAUGGACGCGAAGCAAGGGGUCCAACUUGUCAAGUUGGUGCAGCCGGAUCUGACGGUGCCCAUUCACUAUGAUGACUACGACGUCUUUCUCUCUCCACUUGAGGACUUCAAAACGGAAAUGACGAAAGCCGGUUUCGAUGACAAGGUGGUGUAUCUCGAUCGCGGUGAUCGAUUUGACUUUGAGGUCCGGGAAUCGAACAAGACCGCGUGAGCGCAGCUUCUCCGCGAGAGAUGCAUCUGAAGGAUUUUCUGCCGAAGAAACGCUGGUGAUACUCCAACUCGUAUUCUGCAGAGACCGAAACACCACAGCCCUGAGGUUGCUAGAUGGGAUGGACGGCCGCUGUCACGUCAAGCGGCUAAAGGCCGUAUGCUAUGUUGUGACAACAUCAACUCAAGCACUGGGAAGCCUUUGAUAUCUAAAAUGUGCGCCGCAUGAAUCUAACAAAGAUUCCAAUGAUUCUAAAACCUGAACCGUCUAUCCUCACUGGAGCCGGAAAGUUAUUUGAGCAAUUCCCAGAAAAGGAGAGGCGGAGCUCAAAAGCGCAUCAGCUCGAGGACAGUCGAGACCGGGUGUGUACAAAAGCCUAUAUGGCGUGCCGCUCGAGGCAAACGACGUAUUACUGACUGAACCUGGCGUCCCACUCGGAUUAAAAAGGUGGGAAAGUAUAUGACCAUGUCUUUACCGAUUCUGUUCCCAUCAUCUCUUGCCCCUUUUCUGACCCUCAGCGUACCAUAGCACAGUGCAGGCAUCCUCAAUACCCGAAUCACCACGACUAUCUCAUUGAUUAGUUGUUCAUGCUCUCACAGAACCAAGCAAGAAGGAUUGACC
This is a messenger RNA of Exophiala xenobiotica, 1942 nucleotides long. RefSeq lists its product as uncharacterized. Bases 263 to 1324 code for a protein of 353 amino acids. The transcript has 2 exons. Lineage: Eukaryota; Fungi; Ascomycota; Eurotiomycetes; Chaetothyriales; Herpotrichiellaceae. The record is from RefSeq and is a predicted model, not a curated record.